AUGGGAAAUGAUGGCGGAAGUUUUCAAACAAGAACUGAUCUAGUUAAAGAAAAGCCUAGAGAAGUCAAGAUUGAUAAUAUAGUAUAGGCGAGAUUUAGAGCUAAAUUAUGUACUUUGAGUAAAUAAAGGUUAAAAAAGCCCAUAGUUAUGUGCAGAAUAGGAAAUUUAUAUAAUUUUGAAACAGUAUUAAAAUUUUUAAUGGAAAAGAAAAUUCCUUAAUAAUUAUCACAUAUUAGAAAAAUAAAAGAUGUAAAAGAAGUAAAUUUACAAGAAAAUAUAGAUAAAAAUUCUGAAUAUAAAUUUUUUUGUCCUUUAACUUAAAUUGAUUUUAAUGGAAUGAAUAAAUUUGUAGGAUUAUGGAGUUGUGGGUGUGUUUUUAGUGAAAAAUUACUGGAAAUGGAAACAUUAAAAAAUUAAAAUAAGUUAUGUCCUAUAUGCCCUGUUUGUUCAAAACCUUACAAAGUAGAUGAACUUAUAAAAUUAAUAUCAAGCGAAGAAGAUAAAUAAGAGAAAAAAUUAAAAAUAUUAAAAAAGUAAUAACAAAGGGACACCAAGCAUAAAUAAUAGAUUCAAGAUGCUUAAGAAGUCAAAGAAGUAAUUUAAAAAUAAAUAAAAACAGAUAAAGAUUAAGAUGAUAUUUAAUAAUAAUAAUAAUAAUUUUAUUAACCAUUAGCUCUAACCUAACCAGAAACUAAAGAUACUGAUGUAUACAAAAGUUUAUUCCAUAACGACAAAGAUAUAAAAAAAGAAGAAAACUUGUUCAUAAAAAAUGUAAGAUUCGGAAUAAGAUGA
Ichthyophthirius multifiliis is the source of this 792-nucleotide messenger RNA. RefSeq lists its product as hypothetical. The record is from RefSeq and is a predicted model, not a curated record. Gene Ontology annotation, cellular component: nucleus. Gene Ontology annotation, biological process: site-specific DNA replication termination at RTS1 barrier; mitotic DNA replication termination. NCBI's taxonomy places the organism in Eukaryota, Ciliophora, Oligohymenophorea, Hymenostomatida. The transcript is spliced from 5 exons.